Pangasianodon hypophthalmus (striped catfish) is the source of this 2977-nucleotide messenger RNA. Its product is annotated as G patch domain-containing protein 2-like. The coding region runs from base 94 to 1590 and encodes 498 amino acids. The transcript has 10 exons. NCBI's taxonomy places the organism in Eukaryota, Metazoa, Chordata, Actinopteri, Siluriformes, Pangasiidae. The record is from RefSeq and is a predicted model, not a curated record.
AGGCGGAAGUGACAUCAUGCGCGGGGCGGAAGCGCACUCCGUGCUUUCAGCUGUCAAAACAAAAAGCAGGAACUGCGACGUAGUGUUACAGAUAUGGAGGAGCUGGUGCAGGACCUGGUGUCUGCGUUGGAGCAGACCUCGGAGCAGGCUGAGCUGGAUGAUCUGUGGCAGGAGAUGGUGCUCAGGCCACUGCAGCACCGGCGCCAGGUUCGCAGGCGGAGGGGCCGCAAACGACGCUGUGAUUUUGAGCACAGCCUCUGCCUCAGUGAAGCAUCCGAGUCCAGCCUGGAUGAAGCCUUUGCGAGAGAACAGAGACACGGUGCUGCAGGAGCUGUGGCCAUUGCAGCAGGUCCUGUGCUGGCUGCUAACCACAGUGAUUCUGAUGACACGCUGAUAGUCAAGCGCUGGACUCCGUCAUCACUGUCCUUCCGUACCAGACAGCAUUCCUGGCCGGAGUCAGACUCGUUCACAGAGAACACACCAGGAAGACCUCUGCGCAGACGCCGCAAAGUCAAACGCAUGCCACCAAACAUAAAUGUAAACCUGCAGCAGAGAUUUAGAGUGUGUGGACUGGAGAGAGGUGAACAAACCCAUCGUCACUGUCAUCACCAUCAUCAUCAUCAUCAUCAUCAUCAGAGGUCCUAUAAGAAGCAGAGACUGAGCCGGCUGAAAAAGCGCUCCGGGGGCUGGUCUAAGCAGGACGGCGGCUCUGUGGUGGCUGGAGUGGGAGGCCUGUCUCAGGAAUGCUGGAAGGACAAGAUCCUGCGCCAGGCCAAGGAAAAGAAAGAGGCGUCCGAUGAGAACAUGUCAGAAUGUGAGACGAGCAGCGUGUGCAGCAGUGACCCUGGUCUUUUCACCACUGAUGAGGGAAGGCAAGGUGAUGAUGAACAGAGCGACUGGUUCUUUGAAGGUGAAUGUGCAUCAGGCAUUGGUGUUCAGGGCCUGAUCUCCAGCAGAGAGUCGGAAACAGCCCCCAGACCUGCUGCACUCGACGCUAUGAAAGAGAAACAUCACUCGGCUACUUUCCUCCACCCAAGCCAACCCAGUCAGAGAGGUUGUCAUGCUCGUAUAAACCGUUUGCCAGGUGUGACUGCGUGCUGCAUUAGGAAAGGCAGAAGGAGAUUGCCUGCCAAGGAUAAUAAUAUUGCUGCUUGUGUGGACAAACUGAGGAACUACUCACAUGAUUCCUAUCAGAGAGAGUUUUGGCUGCCCCCCUAUGGGAAGCGAGACAGAAGACAGCUGAAACCUUUGUGUUCAUUCUCCAUGUAUCCUCUUGGCAUGGGUCCAGACGCCUCCAAUCCAAGAUGCUCCAUAUCUGAAUGUAAAAACAGACAGCGUAGCGCACAACUGGGAAUGCUGUGUGGAGGAGACAUCAAGAGGAGGAGGAAAACUGUAGCAGUUCCCAGUGCCACUUCAGUCUACCUCCCAUUCCGUAAGGAGGCCAGACGAGAAGAGGCUACCCGAUGCUGUGAGACGGCUUUCUCUCCUGGAGGAGAAUGUGCUCUCCCCUUGCCAUCCACUUCAAACACACCAGACUUCAUCAAACCGGGGACUUCAUUCAGCAGCCAGAGGGAACACGAGGAUGACUGACAUACACUCUCACAUUGGCUGCCCUCUUCAUGGGCACAGCUGCUCAGGGUGGAGAACCUAGUCCAGCACACAGAGAAUACUGACGUGAACAGAAACAACGCUCUGUGACAAAACUUUCUGGAUUAAGUCUUUCCAACCAAGUAACCAUCUUGCAGACAAAAAUGCUAAUGCAGUCAGUUGGGUCAAGAUGUAAGCCCAAGGCAGCUAACCCACCAGUCAUCACCCCAUUCAUACUGAUUCAGAUUGAGACUGGAUUUGCCACUGUGGCUAUAGAAAUGUCCACUGGGUUUUUUGGUAUGUAUGUUACAGAAGUAGCUCAUUGUAUAGCAUCACUUAAGUCAGAUAUGUUACGCUGAUACAGCUAUCAGAAGAUCAACCACCGAAAGUGAAAACAUCUAGGUCCCUUAUUAACAUGGAUAUGAAAUGCUAGAGUGCUCUAAAAACACUCAUUAGCACAACAGAGAGAGUGUGUGUUCCUGCACCCUCCGGGGGGCUUCCACUCCCUGCUUCACAGUCCACAUUCAAAUGUUCACACAUAAAAGUUUGGUGCAGCACAGCACCUGCUUAAACGUGCAUUUUAAUUUGAAGUUACUGUUUCAAAUUGGUGUGGUGAAAUUUGAUGAGUGAUGAGUCUUAAUAUUUAAUACAGUUUGGGGUCAGUGGUAAUCAGUUGCGUGAUGAUAGCCCGAGUUUGUGUAUUAUUAUUAAUAUUAUUAUUAUUAUUAUUAUUAGCAUGAAUUGCUGUAAAUAUUUUAUGGACCAGCUGAGAAUCCUUCAUGUGCUUGUGCUUUUGCUAUUGGAAUUUAAUACCUGUUGCUUGCUGGAACCCUUUCUACUUCAGCAAUCAGUAUAAUGAGACUGCUUUUUGCUUCUGUUGACGUUUAUAAAUGGACCAACGUGGCUGUGUAGACAGCUGUGGGAACUGUAGUGUCCCUUUUCCGCUGCGCUCUUCAUCCAUAUGACCAGCUGCCUUGAAUUGACAGAUUGUUGCUGUAUUUCCUUAUCGUGUUUUUGUCAAUCGUCAAAGCUAUUGCCUCACCUGUCUGUAAUUAGUUGUUACUAUGACAACAUUACCUCAUGAGCCCCUCCUCCAUUUGCAUGCGUGCGGCCUGAAAUGAGUUUCGUUGGUGGGGCAGAAAGUGGGAGUGAGGGGGGGACAACACGACGCGUGCACCCCGUCAAUCACCUCAGCUACAGUUAAGGAAUCCAGUGGGCUGAUGCUCCUCAUAUUUCAUCCUUGGUAAAGAUUACCUGUCGGCCCCAGAGGAGAUGUAUUGAUCUGUUUUCCUUUUUUUCUGCCAGCAAUCACCUGACAAAGGCACCUAGGAGUGCAGAAGUGAGUGAUGCCCCUUCAUGUCUCCACCCACUGAGGUAUAUUUUGGGCGGA